Alosa sapidissima (American shad) is the source of this 3335-nucleotide messenger RNA. RefSeq names its product hyaluronan and proteoglycan link protein 1b (gene hapln1b). Gene Ontology annotation, biological process: cell adhesion. NCBI's taxonomy places the organism in Eukaryota, Metazoa, Chordata, Actinopteri, Clupeiformes, Clupeidae. Gene Ontology annotation, molecular function: hyaluronic acid binding. The transcript is spliced from 5 exons. Bases 450 to 1529 code for a protein of 359 amino acids. The record is from RefSeq and is a predicted model, not a curated record.
GGAUCCUGCUUUGCGUAAUUACUAUUUGCAGGCAAGGGAGGGAGAGAGGGGGAGAACGAGAGAGAGGGGGUGAGAAAGAGUAUGUGUAGGAGAGAGAGAGAGGGAGAGAGUCAGAGGGAGAGAGAAAGAGAGAGAGAGAGAGAGGCAGUUGCUCUGCAGCGGACUGUUCUGCUGACUGCAGGAGCACUACCUGGCAGUCUUGGCCAGUGCGUCAGCACUCUCGCUUGAAAUGAAUGAGAGAAGGAGGAAUCAAUCAGUGUGACUGCAGAAAGAGUGAGUGAGUGAGAGAGAGAAAGGGAGAGAGAGAGGAGCCCCCCUCACUUCUUUUUUUCAUUACAUCUCUCUUUUUUUAAAUUAAUACUGUUUGACCGUCCACGCACACAGGACAGUUGCUGGGAGAGUGCGCCCUUUAAAAUGUGAAGGGACCCCCCCUGGUGCUAGAAGACAAGAUGAAUGCUAUGAAUGCUUUGCUACUCUUCGCUUUGUUCUCAUUGGGCAUUGCACAGAACUUUGAGGAGGCUUACAGUGACCUGGAAUCCUACAAUCUCAGGACCAUCUACAUCACAGAAAAUGGCCAAAAGCUCUCCGUGGUGACAGACCAAGCCAAGGUCAUCUCUCGUCGAGGAGGCAACGCAACACUGCCGUGCAAGUUCCAGCGGGACCCCGCCUCUGCCCCCAACCCCAAGUUGAGGAUCAAAUGGACUAAGCUCACCGCAGACUACCUGAAAGAGGUUGACGUCUUUGUUGCCAUGGGUUACCACAAAAGGAGCUACGGCCAGUUCCACGGGCGAGUGCAUCUUCAGGGAGAUGGUAACAAUGACGCCUCACUGGUCAUCAAUGAGAUCACCCUGGAGGACUAUGGGAGAUACAAGUGUGAAGUCAUUGAUGGGCUGGAAGACGCGACUGUAGUGGUCUCCCUUGAUCUCCAAGGUGUGGUUUUCCCUUAUUUCCCACGGCUGGGUAGGUACAAUAUGAACUUCCAUGUGGCAGAGAAGGCUUGUCAGGACCAGGAUGCUGCGGUGGCCUCGUUUGACCAGCUGUACGACGCCUGGAGAGCGGGGAUGGACUGGUGCAACGCCGGGUGGCUGAGCGACGGCUCCGUGCAGUACCCCAUCACCAAACCCAGAGAGCCCUGCGGGGGCAGGAACACGGUACCGGGAGUGAGGAACUAUGGGAAGCGUGACAAGGACAAGAACCGCUACGACGUCUUCUGUUUUACAUCAAAUUUCAAUGGCCGUUUUUACUACCUGAUCCACCCGGGCAAGCUGACUUACGACGAGGCCGUGCAGGCAUGCCAGCGCGACGGUGCCCAGAUUGCCAAAGUGGGCCAGAUGUAUGCCGCCUGGAAGCUCCAGGGCUACGACCGCUGCGACGCGGGCUGGCUGGCAGACGGCAGCGUGCGCUACCCCGUCAGCCGACCUCGCCGCCGCUGCAGCCCCGACGAGGCGGCAGUGCGCUUCUCCGGCUUCCCCGACCGCAAGCACAAGCUCUACGGGGUCUACUGCUUCAAGGGCCAGGGGCACGACUGAGGGACGAGAGGGGCGGUGAAGGGAGGGAGCGACAAUGAACAUCCGAACCAUCGAGAAGCAAGCAAUGGUUAUUGAAAACAGAGAGAGAGAGAGAGAGAGAGAGAGAGUGAGAGAGAGAGUGAGAGAGAGUGAGUGAGAGAGAGAGAGAGAGAGAGAGAGAGAGAGAGAGAGAGAGAGAGAGAGAGAGAGAGAGAGAGAAACAGUAAGAUCAUGCCAGAGGAGUUGCUACUAGGAAUGCAUUCAAACUGUGAUUCUUUUUUUCUUUUAAAAUACUGUAAAAGAAUGGAUGCCAUAGGGAUGGGUGAGAGUACAUUUCAUACAGUAUCACCUUUUUUAAAAACAUAUUUUCUUUCACUUCAGUGUAAUUCAUCUAUAUUUUUUAUUUAAUUCCACAUCAUUGGUCAAGAGGGGGGUGGUUAGGGUCAGGGAUAUUUGUGAGAAAAACUAACAGGCCAUGACACAGUGGUUAUCCAAUUCUCUGAGGGAAGUCCAUGGACUGGUGAAACACUAUAGCUUCUCAAUAUUGGACUGAUACUUUGGGCACUUAGCUUUAUUUUGUAAAUUGACCCAACAUCCAAAGAGAUCACAGGAGCAAGAUUCUGAUACAAGAGGAAAUAUGGUUCCACAAGGGGAUGCUAUACUUACAGCAUGAAAGCAUAGCACAACACGUUUCUUUCUUUUAUUAUCAUAACAGGGUGCUAUUACAAAUGACGUAUUUUGACCUUUGACCUUACCUUUGUGUAUUGUGUUGUAUUACAGACAUCAUAUAGUGUGUGUGGACCAAACUGUCAGCCUUACAUUAGCCAUCUUGUAAAAAAAAUGUUGUACUAUUUAGAACUUAUUUGACAUUUUGAUUACAUUUGAUAUUACAAUAUAGAAUGUCAGCAUUUAUAAUGUCUCUGUUUAGUGAUAAUUUAAUAGACCUGUUGACUAUAUAAUUUAAUCCCUCCUACUAUUUUCCUUAUUUUCUAUUUAGCGACAUUCUUUACCCUUGUAGUUUAUACUCCUUCAUAUGACCCCCCCCCAACAGUAAGUCAUAAAAAGCGUUGAACUGAAAUCCGUCAGAGAAAUCUGAGGAUCUAUGUUCAGAUGCAAAGAGAAAUGUGUUGCAGCAUAAGCAUCAGUCCUACUGUUUCAUGUUGUUCAAAUGCCAGCAUCUUCUUUUAUUUUCAUUUCUUUGUUGUCCUUUUCCUUUUGAUUCACAUCUGUGAUCUUACAUGCAGUAGCAGCCCCCAAAAAUCCAGCGAUGAUCAAAACUAGAGAGCUCGCUGUGGUAGAGCUUAUGCACAAGCUAGCUUACUUAAAGAGAUGCUACGCCCUAGCUGGGUUGUUGUAUCUCAACCAAUGGAAGCACAUACACUGCACCGAGAAAAACAAAACUAAUAAGGUCUUAUUUUUCAGUUUGCCUGCUGCCAAUGACUCUGCUCUUGCUUCAAUGCUUUAGUGUUAAAUUAACUUUCAGCUGUAGUAAAAAAAAAAUGCAAUGGUGGACCGUACUGAUUCUUGUUACGCUCAGAUUUAAAGGGAUGAAGAUCACAUUAUGUGGCAGCACUCACUUCACUGUGAAAAUCAUGUAGGGACAAUCCUAACAAGUAUUGAGAUCACUGGUCUUGACUUUCAUCAAUAGACCGUAGGUUAACAUACCACAAAUCAGACAUCCUGUAAAAUGUCUACUAUACAUUAACUACAUUGACAUUACACAGGCAUGCACAUUGACUUUCUAAACCAGUAUUCAAUUGUGUGGUGUGUUCUGUUUGGCAUUAGGAUACAUGAUAUACAUAGGUAAAUUUACCAUACAUUUCCCUU